UGUCUCCUUACAACUUAAAGUUACAGCAGAUAAGCGAGCAUCUUAUUUCAUAGACAUAUAUAUAGAAAAGGGUCAUCUUUCAGAUCCUUCUGUUUUGCACUGCUGAAUGCCUUUUCGGGCACCCAGAUUUACUCAUUCUCAAUUUACAUCACACACCAAACAAAACCAUAUAACAGAAAAUGAGGGGGGGCUUGUGGCAACUUGGGCAAUCAAUCACACGCCGUCUUGGCCACGGUGAUAAGAAGGCUGUUGCUAGUCGGUAUUUCACCUCAGAAGCUGAGCUGAAGAAGACAGUCCUUUAUGACUUCCAUGUUGCUAAUGGAGGGAAGAUGGUGCCAUUUGCUGGAUGGAGCAUGCCAAUCCAAUAUAAGGACUCCAUCAUGGACUCAACCCUGAACUGUAGGGAGAAUGGUAGCCUUUUUGAUGUUUCCCAUAUGUGUGGGUUAAGCCUCAAGGGAAAGGACUCUGUCCCAUUCCUUGAAAAGCUUGUCAUUGCUGAUGUUGCUGGACUUGCCCCUGGAACUGGUACAUUGACUGUCUUCACAAAUGAAAAAGGUGGGGCAAUUGAUGAUUCGGUGAUUACCAAGGUGAAGGAUGAUCACAUAUACUUGGUUGUGAAUGCUGGGUGUAGGGAUAAGGAUUUGGCUCAUAUUGAGGAGCAUAUGAAGGCAUUCAAAGCAAAAGGUGGUGAUGUGUCAUGGCACAUCCAUGAUGAAAGAUCUCUUCUUGCUUUGCAGGGUCCUCUUGCUGCUCAAGUUCUUCAACACCUGACAAAAGAGGAUUUAAGCAAGAUCUACUUUGGACAGUUCCGUGUGUUGGACAUCAAUGGUUCACAGUGCUUUCUUACGCGGACAGGGUACACUGGAGAAGAUGGAUUUGAGAUAUCAGUUCCCUCAGAAAAUGCAGUGGAUCUUACCAAGGCAAUUCUGGAAAAAUCAGAAGGGAAGAUAAGACUGACCGGAUUAGGUGCUCGAGAUAGUCUUCGACUUGAGGCUGGAUUAUGUUUAUAUGGCAAUGACAUGGAACAGCACAUUACACCAAUUGAGGCAGGACUUACAUGGGCCAUAGGGAAGAGAAGGAGAGCAGAAGGGGGCUUUCUAGGGGCUCAGAUUAUCCAAAAACAGCUUGAAGAAGGUCCUAAGAUCAGGCGUGUUGGUUUUUUCUCUUCUGGCCCUCCUCCUAGAAGCCACAGUGAGAUUCAAGAUGAAGGAGGGAACAACAUUGGGGAAGUCACCAGUGGUGGAUUCAGCCCUUGCCUGAAGAAGAACAUAGCCAUGGGAUAUGUGAAAUCAGGAUUGCACAAGGCUGGCACCAAAGUGAAGAUUAUUAUUAGAGGAAAAUCUAAUGAAGGAGUUGUUACAAAGAUGCCAUUUGUACCAACAAAAUACUAUAAGCCAUCCUGAUUUACUUUCAGAUUUCACCUUGAACCUUUCCAAUACUCCCCUUAACCAGAUUUCUUAUAAUCUGGACGUUUAGGGUUUUCAAUGCCUUUAGUCCUACUCACAUCAUGUACAAGGAGAAUGCCUUGCAUUAAUGACUCAAUUUUCAUAUUUAUGAUAGUUGAGUGUCAUCUUGAAAUUUUCUGAUAUUGUUCUCCGUUCCCACCAAAUUCUACACUUUAGUCAACAUGACAUCUAUGGAAUUCGAAGUGGGCAUGUUAUUCA
Cajanus cajan (pigeon pea) is the source of this 1664-nucleotide messenger RNA. Its product is annotated as aminomethyltransferase, mitochondrial. NCBI's taxonomy places the organism in Eukaryota, Viridiplantae, Streptophyta, Magnoliopsida, Fabales, Fabaceae. Gene Ontology annotation, biological process: glycine catabolic process. Gene Ontology annotation, molecular function: protein binding; aminomethyltransferase activity. Gene Ontology annotation, cellular component: glycine cleavage complex; mitochondrion. The record is from RefSeq and is a predicted model, not a curated record.